Molecule: messenger RNA, 1668 nt
Organism: Urocitellus parryii (Arctic ground squirrel)
Lineage: Eukaryota; Metazoa; Chordata; Mammalia; Rodentia; Sciuridae
Product: solute carrier family 22 member 22-like
Biological process (GO): transmembrane transport
Cellular component (GO): membrane
Molecular function (GO): transmembrane transporter activity
Source: RefSeq, a predicted model, not a curated record
AUGGCCUUUGAGGAACUUCUACAACAUGUAGGCGACAAUGGGAAGUUUCAGGUUUUGACAAUUAUCUUUUUCAUGCUUUCAAGUAUCCUGACAAGUCCUCAUGAUUACAUUGAGAACUUUACAGCAGCCAUGCCCGAUCACCACUGCCAAUUCCACCUCCUUGGCAAUCCCAAAUUUGAAGCCAAUGUCACCAUAAACCUGACAGCUGAAGCUCUUCUGAGGGUCUCCGUCCCUGUGGGCCCAAACCAGAAGCCUGAGCAAUGUCAUCGCUUUCGCCAGACCCAGUGGCAACUCUUAGAUCCCAAUGUGUCAGCUGUCAAUUAUACUGAUCCUGAGACAGAGCCAUGCCUGGAUGGGUGGAUAUAUGACCAAAGUGUUUUCACCUCUACCAUCGUUACGGAGUGGGACUUGGUGUGUGAUUAUAAGUCAUUCAAAUACUUUGCACAAGCCAUCGCCCUGUCAGGGCACUUGGUGGGCUCUGCUCUAUGUGGCCUCAUUUCUGACAGGUUUGGACGGAAGCCACUGAUGGUCUCUUGUUGCCUGGCCUACGGAAUCCUGAGCACCUGCUGUGCCUUCUCUCCGGUCUUCACCAUUUACUGUAUUCUGAGAUUCAUGUCGUCUGUCUGCCUGAGUGCAGUUCUAAACAGCACUUGCGUAUUUCUUUUUGAAGGAAACUCAUCAAAAUGGCAACUAGUGGCUACCAUGCUUUUCUCCUUAUCUGGGAGUAUUGGCCAGGCAUCAUUUGCAGGCGUGGCUUACCUUUUCCGGGAUUGGCACAUGCUCCAGUUGGUCAUUGCCUUGCCCUAUCUCAUUCUUUCUCUCUUUUCCUGUGGGAUCUCAGAGUCAGUCCGCUGGCUCAUGGCAACCGGAAAAACAGAACAAGCAUUAAAAGAGCUCCAGAGAAUUGCUCGUAUUAAUGGAAAGAAAGAGGUGGCAGAAAGUCUGACUUCUGAGAUUUUGAUAUCCAAAAUGAAGGAAGAAUUGAAUACCAAGAGAGAAUCUUUCACAAUGAAAGAGAUCAUGUGUAAACCUGCAGUAUUCAAGACAGUGCUUUUUUUGUCCAUUUUAGGGUUUUCAGUAACAUUCAGCUUCUAUGGUCUCCUGCUGGAUAUUGAGAAUUUGGGGAAAAACAUAUUCCUGACCCAGUUUCUACUAGGAAUAACAGACUUGCCUAGCAAAUGUCUUUCCUAUUUUAUAUUAAAGUAUAUCAACCGUCGCCCUUCAAGCGGCUUUUCACUCAUUAUUCUUGGAGUUUCUAUUCUGAUCCCUAUAUUUGUGCCUAAAGAGAUGUAUGUUCUGCGCCUCACUCUUUACCUCUUGGGAAGAUCAUCUCUUUCUGUCCUUUCAACCAUACUUUUAAUYUUUUCCAACGAACUCUCAGCCACAGUACUGAGGUCAAGGAUGCAGGGCAUUCUCUUUUUCACCGCCAGAACAGCAGCAACAUUGUCUGCUUUAGUACUUUCAACGAGGCUGUAUUUUGUCCACCUUCCGGCCAUCCUCUUUGGGACCUUUCCCUUAGUAKCGUCAGCAUUUGCCUACUUUCUGCCAGAGUCCUUUAAUCUUCCACCUAUUGAAACCAUCAAGGACAUGGAGAAAAGGUAUGAGUUAAUAAACAAGAGCACCCGAGAAAAACAAAGAAAAGACCUCUUGGCAACCACUGAGUGCUGA